Molecule: messenger RNA, 1719 nt
Organism: Colletotrichum orchidophilum
Lineage: Eukaryota; Fungi; Ascomycota; Sordariomycetes; Glomerellales; Glomerellaceae
Product: glucose transporter rco-3
Exons: 3
Coding region: 1-1719 (572 amino acids)
Biological process (GO): carbohydrate transport; transmembrane transport
Cellular component (GO): membrane
Molecular function (GO): carbohydrate:proton symporter activity
Source: RefSeq, a predicted model, not a curated record
AUGGCGAUAGCCAUGGGCUGGCAGAAGCCCGACAAUGUCGCCGGCUCGUCGGCCCCGGCCAUCAUGGUCGGCCUGUUCGUCGCCUCGGGCGGAUUGCUCUUUGGCUACGACACUGGAACGAUUAACGGUAUCAUCUCUAUGACGGCCUUUCGACGAGACUUCUCGACCGGUUACCUCGAAAAUAUGAAGCCCGCUAUUUCACCCGCCGAAUCCUCCAUCAUCGUCGCAAUCCUGAGUGCCGGCACUGUCCUUGGUGCCCUUCUCGCCGCACCCAUCGGCGAUAGUUGGGGCCGUCGCAUUUCGCUCAUCUUAUCCGCUGGCGUCUUCAGCUUUGGAGGCAUUUUCCAAGUCUGCGCGCACGACAUUCCAAUGCUUCUGGUCGGAAGGUUUUUUGCUGGUGUCGGCGUCGGAUCUAUCUCCGUGCUCGUACCAGUUUAUCAGUCUGAAAUGGCUCCGAAGUGGAUUCGAGGUACCCUCGUCUGCGCCUAUCAACUUUCCAUCACCAUCGGUCUGUUAUCCGCAUCCUUUGUCAACAUCUUGACGUCAAGGCUUGAUUCGGGCGCCGCGUACCGCAUCCCGCUUGGUCUACAACUUGUGUGGGCCGUCGUCUUGACCCUCGGCCUCCUUGUCCUCCCCGAAACACCACGCUUUCUUGUCAAGAAGGGCAAGCCAGAAGCCGCCGGUCUAUCACUUAGUCGCCUCCGCCGCCUCGAUAUUACCCAUCCAGCCCUGCUCGACGAGCUCCAGGAAAUUGUGGCGAACCACGAAUACGAACUGACACUGGGCCCAGACUCCUACAAGGAAAUCUUUUAUGGGUCCCCUCACCUUGGUCGAAGAACUCUCACUGGAUGUUGCCUUCAAAUGCUGCAACAACUCACGGGUAUCAACUUCAUCAUGUAUUAUAGCACAUCCUUCUUCGAUGGAGCCAAGGUCGAGAAUCCCUACGUGAAAGCUCUCAUCAUCAACAUCAUCAACGUUGUGGGAACAGUUCCGGGCCUCUUGGUUAUCGAAUCCUGGGGCCGUCGCAAGCUGCUGAUGGUCGGCGCCAUUGGCAUGGCUGUCUGCCAACUUCUCAUCGCCUCCUUCUCUACGGCCGCCGGUGAGAACCUACAACAGGCCGCACAGACCAUCCUGAUCGUCUUCUGCGCCAUCAACAUCUUCUUCUUCGCAGCAUCCUGGGGCCCUGUAUGUUGGGUUAUCACCUCCGAGAUUUACCCCUUAAAGAUCCGUGCAAAGGCUGCCUCGAUCUCGACCGCUUCCAACUGGCUCCUGAAUUUCGGCAUUGCAUACGGUACUCCGUUUAUGGUUGGCCAAGGGCCGGGCUACGCGGACAUCGGUCCUAAGAUCUUCUUUCUGUGGGGUGCCUUCUGUAUUCUGGCGGUCCUGUUUGUGUGGUGCAUGGUCUUUGAGACCAGCAAGAUUAGUCUCGAACAGAUUGACGAGAUGUACGAACGUGUUGACUAUGCCUGGAACAGCACCAGGUUCGAACCAAGCUGGAGCUUCCAACAAAUUCUGGACGAAGGGUGGUCACCAAGUGGCCAGCCCCCUCCGGAACACGAAUUGCAGCAAACACAGACCAAUUCAACCACACAAACUACGCAAACCUCACAAACAAACUCAAACUCGGCAACAUCAACAAACACCGGCGCGACUGCGAGCUCGACGUCAGCGGAAGCGAAGAUGUUAUCCCAGAUGGGCAAUGUGGACUUCAGCUAUUGA